AUGGAGUAUCACUUGUUAAUCUUAAAUAAGUCAAAUGAAUCUCUCCUGUGCCGGAAUUUCAUUAAAAUCUGGGCGUCUUCAGCUCCAGUAGUGUCACUGUUUUCAUCAAAAAUACCAGAAGACUUAUCGGAUAUACAUAUAGAUUCUGACGAUCAUGACACAUUUAAGGAUUCCACGUCAGAAGCUAAUAGCUAUAAGUAUCAACAGCUCUAUAACGAGUUAAACAGGCUAUGCACAUUAUCACAGCAAGACUUCUCGAUAAUCCACACAAAUUUGUUCAAGUAUUUGAAGAGGGCGCUGUUCCGCCCUCUACUGCUGUUGUUUAAGAAGGACAACGAGUUCGUGCCGAACAUUGUAUUUAAUCUUAAGCCGAUACUGCUGUAUUACUACCCGUCGCUGAGGAAGGUGAGCGACACACAGAAGGAAGAUAAGGAGCUGCUGUACUGGUACACUGAGUUCCACUCGAACUUUAACUACGUGGGCACCAACAGGAAGCUGGUGGAGCUGCUGGACGACCUCGAGGAGAACCUGAGUAGAUACAACCUGGAAAGCCCACUCACGCAGCUCUUACUGUCAACACUGAACAUGUACAUCGACGGGUUGCUAUUCCGGAACAUCGCACUGAGCAAGUACACGAACAUACUGAGGCAGGCGACGCACCACAAACACCUUCUGAAAAACUCGCUACUAAACAAGUUCAACUACCAAGGUACCGCAACAGUGAGCGCAACAGGGAUCCUGAGUCCCAGUAUUCCAACUAGCCUGAGCGGUUUUAAAGGGAGUGAUAAGGCCAAUGGCGCAAGCAAGGGAAAGUCAGAGAGUGCCAAGAGCCCCCUGAAAGGAAGCGGCAAGGGCGCCGAGUCGUCGAGUGUCUAUAACAUGGGAUCGGGUAAAGAAGGGAAGGAGGACGCAGAAAAGGAGUGGGAACCCGGGUUAGAAAGGGAUGAUGACCUGGAAGAGGACGAAAAGCUGAGUCUGAACGACUACAAGAAGCUCUUCCUGGAGAACAAGAAGCCGUAUCACCUGGCGAGCGCAAUAGCGUACACGAACGGAUACCCGCACGUGGGUCACGCCUACGAAGCAGUGCUCUGUGACGUGAUAAGCCGGUUCUACAAGGUCUUCGGAAGGAGAGUUAUCUUCUCGACGGGGACUGACGAGCACGGGAUCAAGGUGAUGACGACGGCGAAGCAGCAGAACAAGACUCCAAUAGAGCUGUGCGACUACUACUCGAACCACUUCAAAAUCCUAUACAAGAAGCUGCUGGUCAACUACGACAGGUUCAUAAGGACGACGAGCGAGGCGCACAUUAAGGCGGCCAAGAGCAUCUGGAAGCGCGUGCACAGCAAAGGGGACAUAUACCUGGGCAAGUACAACGGAUACUACUCGGUGCGCGAGGAGAGGUUCAUACCGAACACGGAGGCGAAGCUGACCGACUACAAGGACCCGGUCUCGCACAAGCCCUACGACCUCAUGUCAGAGUCGAGCUACUUCUUCACGAUGGACAAGUACAGGAGUCAGCUUGUCAACUACAUCACGACGAACGCGGACUUCAUAGCGCCCGCCAAGUGCAGAAACGAGAUCCUGGCGAGGCUGAAGGAGCCUCUGGAGGACCUGAGCAUUUCGAGGACCUCCUUCGACUGGGGCAUUCACGUGCCGAGCAUGAGCACGGACGUGGACGCGAGCACGGAGGACUACUACAACGCGGACGUCAACCUCGGCUACAACGAGGACAACAAGAUCUUUAACGAGUCCAAGUACUACAACCUGGUGAACAGGGAAAGCGUUACGAAGAAGGCGCACACGGAAGACGGAGUCUAUAGCGGUGCCAGCAGUAGCGUUGCUGGUACUGCCAAUACCAGUACCGUUCAUAAAGUUGGUUCCCAUCAGGGUACUGGUAGCAGUAACAGCAGUGCCCAUCAUGGUACUGGUAGCAGUAACAGCAGUGCCGAUGCCAACACAACUAGCACCAAAGUUGAUGGUGAUGCCAAUACUAGUCAUAAAGUUGGUGGUGAUGCCAAUACAACUAGCAGUAACAGCAGUGCCAAUGGAGGUGCCAGUGCCAGUGCCAGUAGUAAAAACAGCCCAGAUAAAUCAGCAGCGUCAGAGGCCGAAGGCAAAACCAAGGAAGGGGCAAAGCUAGUCCCCGAGGAGCCAAAGGAAAAGCACGUCAUGUAUGUCUGGUUCGACGCACUCUCCUUCUACAUGACUGCCUCUGGCCUAGGUGAGUGUUUUUCUGAAAUGACUUUAUGGCCUACAGAUCUGCAAAUCAUUGGAAAGGACAUCUGUUGGUUCCAGUCAGUGAUACUAGCAACCAUGUGUCUUUCAAUGCAGCUGCCGCUCACGAGAAGGAUCGUGGCGCACGGCUUCAUCCAGGGCCCAGACGGAAGAAAAAUGUCAAAGUCGCUGGGCAACGUGCUUAACCUGGAGGAGCUCCUGGCGGACACGGGCCCGGAGCCGUUCCGCUACUACCUGAUCAAGAGCACGGUCCUCGGCCAGGACGUCAACUUUGACACUGCGCAGCUGAAGGAGCUGUACAACUCGGACCUGGCGGACAACGUCGGCAACCUCGUGCACCGCAUCACGAACCUCACGCACAAGUACAACGCCAGCGUCGUCCCGGCCUACGGGGCGAAGGUGGAGUACCCCUUCGACUACCCGGAGUUCGUGAAGCUGGCCUGCAACUACGUGCUCAAGCUGGACCUGUACAACCUGCUGAUCCUGGUGAACGCCAAGUUCAGGGAGCUCAACAACUACCUGACGGUGAAGAGCCCGUGGGCUGAGCCGAGCGCGGACAAGCGCGACUCGGUGCUGCGCAUUCUGCUCGAGAGCGUCUACUUCCUCGGCCACAUGCUCUACCCCGUGCUCCCCGAGUCCUCGGACGAGCUCUUCAGGAAGCUCGGCACGCCCCGGAGGAGCAACAUCUGGGAGCUGUCGCUGGGCCUCGACAACCUGGAGGAGGGCUCGCGGGUGUCGGUGGGCGAGGUGCUGUACCCGAAGUUUCCCGCAGAGCCUGCCAAGUAA
Theileria orientalis strain Shintoku is the source of this 3021-nucleotide messenger RNA. RefSeq names its product methionyl-tRNA synthetase. Gene Ontology annotation, molecular function: ATP binding; methionine-tRNA ligase activity. Gene Ontology annotation, biological process: methionyl-tRNA aminoacylation. The transcript has 3 exons. The record is from RefSeq and is a predicted model, not a curated record. NCBI's taxonomy places the organism in Eukaryota, Apicomplexa, Aconoidasida, Piroplasmida, Theileriidae. Bases 1 to 3021 code for a protein of 1006 amino acids.